CUUGGUUUCGUUUAUCUUUGCGAGCUGGGAAGGAAAAUCUUAGCAGAGCCUGUGGGAGCAGCCAUGGUGAAGUAUUCGAGAGAGCCAGACAACCAUACCAAGUCCUGCAAAGCAAGGGGCAAUGAUCUCCGAGUGCAUUUUAAGAACACAAGAGAGACUGCCCAUGCUAUUCGCAAGCUGCCUUUGGUCAAGGCUAAAAGGUAUUUGGAGGAUGUUUUGGUCCACAAGCAAGCCAUUCCAUUCCGUCGCUUUUGUCGUGGAGUAGGGCGAACUGCUCAGGCUAAGAAUCGCCAUUCAAAUGGACAGGGGCGGUGGCCUGUUAAAUCUGCAAAGUUUAUUCUCGACUUACUUAAGAAUGCUGAGAGUAAUGCAGAGGUGAAAGGUUUGGAUGUGGAUUCGCUUUACGUAUCUCAUAUCCAGGUAAACCAAGCCCAGAAGCAAAGACGCCGCACAUACCGUGCUCACGGGAGAAUUAAUCCUUACAUGUCAUCUCCAUGCCAUAUUGAGUUGAUUUUGUCAGAAAAGGAGGAGCCUGUCAAGAAAGAGCCUGAGACUCAGCUGGCGAGUAGGAAAGCAGAGAAGGGUCGAACUCUACGCAGUGGUGCUGCUUCUUAAACAAUGAUGACCUACUUUAAGAUGUUAUGAGUUGGGGUUUCUUUUCCUUUGUUGUCAUCAGUAGCAAGAGAGCCUUGUGGUUCUGUUAAACCUCAUGUCGGAAAUGUUAUGGUACUUGUAUUAUUUCUUGGAUCUUCUAUGAAAAUGUGAAACUUGUUUAGACUCCUUCAAGCUCUGUUUGCCCUGAGUACAUUGUUCCGACGACAGAACUGCGAACUGAAGACAAUAGAUACUUUUAUUGAUAGUGAUACCUUUAUGGUCGGUUUAAUAACCAUUUCAAUUUUAGUUUUUAGUUUUUAUUUUGUUGUGCUAGAGUAUAGAGGAAAAAAUGGGAGAAUAAAAGUGAGAAUGAGAAUGGAGAUAGGAUUGAGAUGGAAGAUGAGAAAUUAUUUAAGAAAAAUCGUGGGAAGAGAGUAAUUGUUGGAGAAGUGUGCCUUCUUGUAUUUGUUGAUUGUUCAAGAAAAGCUGACGUGUUGCAU
Prunus mume (Japanese apricot) is the source of this 1094-nucleotide messenger RNA. RefSeq names its product large ribosomal subunit protein uL22y. The record is from RefSeq and is a predicted model, not a curated record. Lineage: Eukaryota; Viridiplantae; Streptophyta; Magnoliopsida; Rosales; Rosaceae. Gene Ontology annotation, molecular function: structural constituent of ribosome. Gene Ontology annotation, cellular component: ribosome; cytosolic large ribosomal subunit. Gene Ontology annotation, biological process: cytoplasmic translation.